Messenger RNA from Jaminaea rosea, 204 nucleotides. RefSeq lists its product as hypothetical. The record is from RefSeq and is a predicted model, not a curated record. The coding region runs from base 1 to 204 and encodes 67 amino acids. The transcript is spliced from 3 exons. NCBI's taxonomy places the organism in Eukaryota, Fungi, Basidiomycota, Exobasidiomycetes, Microstromatales.
AUGUCUUCUGUCUUCACGUGCAAGCACGACGACUUCGACGUCUGGUUUGGCUGGGCAAAGGGAUGGAGCAACAUCAGUACCGAAAGCUCACGCCUUCAGGCCAAAGGCUUGGCCGCAGAUUUAAUGAACCCUGGGCCCAAAGGCGGUUCGCUGGGCUCCGGUGCGGCCUGGGUCGACUUCUUCGUCUGGUGUCAGACCACUUAG